AUGGAGGUUCUGCUUCUAGACACGACCGAGAAAGAGGGCGAAGACAACACGCUUUACCACUAUGUGCACUGCCAAGAUGGCGUCGGCUGCUUCUCACCUUCUACGACACCUGUAGAGGCGAAAACUAGGCAGUGGUUGGACCUGCGGGGUGUGUUGGCUGCUGCAGUAGGAGCUACGACUUCGCUGUGUGGCGAGUCGCUGCAAUUCGCGCGGUUCGGGAUGGGAGACUCGACUGGAAUCGUGGGCUUCGUUAACAUGUACGAAGUGCUGUAUGCACUAGUUUUCUCCUGCGCAGAUCUACCGGAUUCCGUUGUCCAGUAUUAUACACGCUCAAGUUACGACCUAGUUCUGAGUCUUUUUGGAUAUCCAGCCGCAAAACUUAAUCAAUGGCGACGCCGAGAUGGAGGCUCAAUAAGCACUACUGCACUCAAUGCAGAGUUAGACGCCGUCUUCAAAGGGAUCUUCUCUAUUAUUCGACAUGACUUGAGUUUCGGUUCAAACCUCCACUUUGCGUUCGACGGUCGGGUUCCAGCAGUAAACUAUCCACUGGAAACCAUGGCUAAACUAGCAGUUCUGGAUAUGCCCUUCGGUGAUACCACAACUCCUACUCAGCAGUUUGUCCAGCAUUUAGCCGCCUCUCAACGAAGCUCACGUUGCUUAUACGAGGCUGUUCCCGAGACUUCUCCUGAACUCUCAUCCGACAUUCCACCGCUCAGGCUCAACGUAGAGGCCAAUGACGGACUCUUCUUGCGCGAGAAAGUGACGAACGAUACAGGCGACAUUUCCACGGGAGAUGCACAUAUCUUCCCAGAGCUGAGGAAUCCAUACGAGAAGAAGGGACGUCAACGGCGACAGACAGCUGAGCAGAUCGUUGUGCGUGGUCAACCUUUCUGGAUAAUUGCGAGUUCGUACGAAACGAUGGAGUUUUUCAGCAUCCUGGACGCCGCCCUACCAGUAGAACUGCUGGACUGUGAACUCGACCGUCUUUGCGCCUUCGGAGGAGCUGAACCAACACAGCCAGAGCAAUAA
This is a messenger RNA of Phytophthora nicotianae INRA-310, 1029 nucleotides long. RefSeq lists its product as hypothetical. NCBI's taxonomy places the organism in Eukaryota, Oomycota, Peronosporomycetes, Peronosporales, Peronosporaceae. The coding region runs from base 1 to 1029 and encodes 342 amino acids. The transcript has 5 exons. The record is from RefSeq and is a predicted model, not a curated record.